Ostrinia nubilalis (European corn borer) is the source of this 1390-nucleotide messenger RNA. RefSeq lists its product as uncharacterized. The record is from RefSeq and is a predicted model, not a curated record. The coding region runs from base 1 to 1317 and encodes 438 amino acids. Lineage: Eukaryota; Metazoa; Arthropoda; Insecta; Lepidoptera; Crambidae. The transcript is spliced from 3 exons.
AUGAUACCUUUAGCGUCAUCUGGCCAAUUCAUACCAGCUAUGAGGAAAACAAACAAAUCAAGUUCAUGCGACGGCACCAGUAAAACUGCACUAGUAGAACACUUCUUCAACGUGAUAUUCACAGAGUUCCACAACAACCCACCAGUGUGUGUCUGUGUCCAAAUGUGCAAUGAUCAACCUACUUACUGCUACCCUAAUGGAUGCCUGAAGAAAGUAGACAAUAAGAAGAAAACCCCAGAAGAGAACAGACCGGCUGCUCCGGUGAAUGUCCAGAACGAUGAUAUAGCGAAGACAAUGUUCUUGGUCGAAAAUGACUUUAGCCGUUUAUUGAAUGAAAAUUAUGAAAACAACAAAAAUGCGCAAACAGAAAGGUCUUCUGUAAAAGACAUGCGUCCAGACCCUUUCAAAGAUAGAUACAAAUCGCUAUUCAAAUACAAGAAAAUGCCCAAAGUUGAACUAAGGUACAACUUACGAGAACAAGUAAAGAAUAUGAAGUCUGACAUACUCAAGGUGGAAACUCAAGACGUGUCUAAAACGAGAUGGCCAAAAACUAACCACAUGGUGCUUCGUGAACAACAAACUUAUAACCUAGGUGAUAAAUCUAAUGAACCAAAAUCUACUGAUAUUGGAUCAAACAAAUUCUUUAUUCAAGGACCUAGUAUCGAAAGAGAUCUGUAUUCUCCAAAGUUCUUCAAAAGAGAUCUAAGAAGGAACCUCAAAGAUGAUAUCGAUGUUCAAUCCGAGUAUUUGACGGAGUUGCCGGACCCUUUGGAACCAAAAACCUUUUCAUUAGAGACCUUGAUAGAUAAUUUAAUAGGAAACAAUUUUGCAAGAAAAUCCGACGGUGAAAUAGAAUUCAAAGAACCUCAUAAUGACUCGCAAGCAAUUAGUCAAAUUAUAACAACCACAGAAAAUACAAUCAAUGAUACUAAUACAACAAAAGACAAUAAAGAAAUUACUUGUGUUGUCUCUUUGAACAUGACUAAUGAGAAUUUAGACGAAAACAAAUACGAAGAAAGUCCUAUCAUUAAGAAACAUUUAGACAAAUGGAAGAAUUACACAUUUAACGAAAUGAUAGCUGCUCUGUCUAAACGAAUUGAAAAACAAAAUAAUACUAGUUUAGAAAUAAUGAAAGAUGCUUCCAAAGAUAAUAUUGAGGUAACCAUUACCGGGCCUAUGGAUAAUUUGAAAGAUAAAGAUAAUUUAAACGUCAUAGAAGAUACAAAUAUGAAAAAAGCUACAAAUAGCACACAGAAGAUUACAUCAACUACUGAUAGCAAUAAAGAAGAAAAACAAACGGCAACAGUGAUGAAGUAGAGAAAAGGAAAGGAAAGUGAUUACGCUUGAAAGAUUGCCGUGUGAUCAUUAAUAUUAAGUAGUUUACUACUAU